Messenger RNA from Coniosporium apollinis CBS 100218, 2481 nucleotides. RefSeq lists its product as uncharacterized. Bases 1 to 2481 code for a protein of 826 amino acids. NCBI's taxonomy places the organism in Eukaryota, Fungi, Ascomycota, Dothideomycetes. The transcript is spliced from 8 exons. Gene Ontology annotation, biological process: GPI anchor biosynthetic process. The record is from RefSeq and is a predicted model, not a curated record. Gene Ontology annotation, cellular component: endoplasmic reticulum membrane.
AUGCCCCGCGUGAAGGCCAUCACAACCGGUUCCAUCCCGUCGUUCCUCGAUGUGAUCCUCAAUUUUGCUGAGUCCGACACCACAUCAACCCUGGCCUAUCAGGACACGUGGCUAGCCCAGAUGAAGGUCAAGGAGGGCGGUAGUCUAAUCUUCUACGGUGAUGACACUUGGUUGAAGCUCUUUCCCGAGACCUUUGUCAGGGCGGAUGGCACUUCGAGCUUCUUCGUUUCGGAUUUCACAGAAGUCGAUAACAAUGUUACGAGACAUAUCCCUCGCGAGCUCCAUGCAAGUGACUGGAAUGCCAUGAUCAUCCAUUACCUUGGCCUGGAUCACAUUGGGCACAAGGCCGGACCGCUGAGCCCAAAUAUGCUGCCGAAGCAGACGGAAAUGGACGGCAUAGUGAAGCAGAUAUACGAAGCCAUCGAGCAGGAGCCGCACUCGCAGUCGACAUUGUUCGUCCUCUGCGGUGACCACGGCAUGAAUGAGGGCGGCAACCAUGGCGGCUCAGCGCCAGGCGAAACUUCUCCGGCUUUGGUGUUCGUGUCUCCAAAGCUGAGAGAGAUCUCUAAUGGACAUGACUGCCCUACUGAGCCAAAGCGAGACUUCGAGUACUAUACUAUGGUGGAGCAGUCGGACAUAGCACCCACUCUCGCCGGGCUGCUUGGUUUCCCCGUUCCGCUCAAUAACUUGGGCGUCUUCAUCCCGAAGUUCCUGGACUUUUGGCCUGAGGGCAAGGACCGUAUACAACUGCUGCAUAGGAACGCUCUGCAGAUGCUCACUAUUGCCAAAGCCACGUUUCCCGAUUCAAACUUCGAUAACCACCUCCUGGAGAUGGACUGUACAAAGCCGUCCUCGAGCGGAGAUGAACUUGCUUGUUUGUGGCGGAGAGCAACUCAUAUGCUCCGCCGAGCGGAUGACUUCAGAUCUAGGCCGGAGGACAUCUUGGCAGCGCUCUUAGAGUUCUGCAGACGCACCCAAGCUGUCCUCAGCCAGACAGCAAGCAACUACAACCUCACACGCCUGGUGCUCGGUAUCGCUGCUGCUACCAUCUCGCUAGUGCUUGCUGUGGCUGCUUCCCACCGUGAUCUGUCGCAACUCAGAUCAUCCGCCACCCUCUUCGGGCUACUACUAGCCCUUUAUUUCAUAAUGAUGUUCGCAAGUAGCUAUGUUGAGGAAGAGCAGCACUUCUGGUACUGGAUCACUCCGCCGUGGAUCUGCUACGUGAUAUUGUUUGCGUCUCGCGAUAGGGCUUCGACGCUUACUGGCAAAGGUGCGUUGAUCGCGCUCUGCGGACUCGUGAUUCUUAUCUGCCUCCGCAUAGCCCGCCGCUGGAACCAAACCGGCCAGAAGCACGCCGGUGCGCCAGACAUUGUAAACAGCUUCCUCACCCACCAUCAAAUCCUCUUGUGGUUGACAAUCAGCUGCACCUACGUCCUGCUUGCUAUCCGCCUUGGACUGCGCUUGUCAGUCCCUGAUAGAAGAGGGAUCACGCUUGUGGGCCGCAUCGUGACCGCAUGGCUCUGUGCUGCAGCAUUCGUGUUCAAGCUCAGCUUCACCGCUAGAGAUGCGCCGGAGCUGGUUGAUGGCCUACCUGAGGAUGUUAUAACAGGUGUACUUCAGCUGUCACUCGUUGGACUAGUAAGGACGGUCUUCUGGACGCUGCUGGUAGGAGUCUUACUGCUUGUUGGACAGCAUAUGUCCUCGGACAAGAAUGAAAAGCGCACAAACCUAGCACACCCCCUCCACGACCUCGUCGAAGCCUUCCUCAUGACCCAAACGCGAGCACAAAACAUUCCGCUCUACCUCCUUUUCCGCACCAUAUUCUGGAGCCUAGUAUCACUCCGCCUGCCACCAACCAUCAUCACCAUCACCACUCUCCUCCUCUCUCAUUUCUCCUUCUUCGGGCUCGGCAACAGCAAUGCUAUCUCGUCCAUCGACCUCUCGAAUGCCUACAAUGGCGUCUCGGGCUACAAUGUCAUCGCUGUAGGCUCUCUCCUCUUUGCAAGUAACUGGGCCGGGCCGAUUUGGUGGGCUUGUGCUGGGGUCUGCUUUUUGCUUGAGAGUGAGGGUGCUGCGGCGGAGGCGGAGGAAAGAAGGGGUGACGCUGAUGGGUCAAGAAAGUGGAUUCGGGAAGAGCGCGAGAGGUUGCGGCUUGCAGCGGUCGUAUCUGAUAGGGCAGAGUCCGCGGAGAAGGACGCGGGGCAGAGUGUUACGUCAAGUUCCGAUUCAGCAACUCCUCCAGUCACAACGCCUCAGGACGAAAAGGCCUCCGGCCUCUUUAUCCACAUCGCGACCUCGACAAUCUUCACAGCGCUUAGCCUCGUGGCCGUAAUGGCGGCCUGUACGGCGCUCCGAACGCACCUCUUCAUCUGGACAGUCUUCAGUCCAAAGUACCUUUAUAGCAUGGCCUGGAGCAUGGCGUAUCAUCUUGGGAUUAGUGUUGGGCUGUUUAGCGCGCUGUGGUGGGCGGGGAGGCUUUGA